This is a messenger RNA of Drosophila serrata, 3306 nucleotides long. RefSeq names its product peroxisomal biogenesis factor 1 (gene Pex1). The record is from RefSeq and is a predicted model, not a curated record. Lineage: Eukaryota; Metazoa; Arthropoda; Insecta; Diptera; Drosophilidae. Gene Ontology annotation, molecular function: ATP hydrolysis activity; ATP binding. Gene Ontology annotation, biological process: protein import into peroxisome matrix. Gene Ontology annotation, cellular component: peroxisomal membrane; peroxisome; cytosol.
CGGGUAUCGGCAGAACAAUCGUCAAGUUUACCAUCUCUGGCGCAGCAGCUGUGGGGCGGCGCAACUUUGGCCAAAAAUGAAAUUGAAUUAACCGGGCAAUAUCCGAGUUCGCGCACGACCACGUCGAGAAUGUUCAAGCGCACAUUUAAGGUGGUUUAUCGGCCCAUUAGGAGCAACUUUGUGCUGCUGCCGGACCAGUAUUACGGCGUCGUUUCGACCUAUGAUACGGGGUGCCUGAGUCUGCAGUACAAUGGACGGGUGCACUAUGCCUCCUGGGCGCCACAGGCGGGCGGCGGGGGCAUUAAGGACACCGAGAUUGGGAUCAAUGCCAGGGCGGCCAAGGAGAUCGGUCUGCACGAGAAUGAUUUGGUCAAGUGUGCGCUCAUCGCUGACGUUCUCAACCUCCGCAGCGUCCACGUUACCCCCGUCUCGUCCAAGGACUGGGAGAUCAUUGAGCUGAGCACCGAGAAAAUAUCUGGCAGCGUGCUGGAGCAAACACGCAUUGUAAAUUCAACUCAGAUACUGAUUGUUUGGAUCAACAAGUCCAUGCAGGUGGCGCUGACAGUUGAUCGCCUGAAGCCGCACAUGAACUAUGGUCGAAUAGACCACAAUACGGAACUCGUUGUGGCGCCCAAUCUUUACAAGGGCCUGACCAAUGGAACUUCCAACGGAGUCAGUGAGGAAAACACAAAACUCUCUAGGAGUAAAACUACUGCCCAGGUCAAAGAUGAACUGGCUGAGAAGCCAGCUACACCUCUGACUCAUUCCUCAACGGUCUCGAACGUUAAGAAUACUUUGCAACGCAACAAGCGGCAAGAUCAUAUGGAGCGUUUGAAGAAAGAUCUGCGCAGAGAAAGCUCGCGAAGCUUUGAGUUCCGGGUGAUUCGUGGCCUUUGGCGGGAAAAGGCCCAGGAGUCGGAUGUCUUUGUGAACCGGAAACAUCUGCCCGAAUUCCUGGAUCUAGAUCAGUUCUACUGCCUCCACACAGCCGGUGACAAGGACUACUACGUGCGGGUGCGCACAGUGGACGAGGAGGUGGAGGACGAUUUACCGGGCACCAUCCACCCAUCGAUCGAACUGAAUGCCAACCUGAUGAAGUUGCUCGGCAUUAAGGAGCUGGAACGGGUGGUGAUCCGGUUUAAGACCACCGUUGUUAACUUCGUGGAGAAGAUCGAGCUGUUUGCCCACAAGAAGACGCACUACAAGAUCAUCGAAAACGCAUUUAAGCGGUUUGUUAUCGAGAGAACUCAGCACAAGCCAAUGUUGUUUAAUCAGGAGGAAGUGGUGCGGCUAGAGGACGAUUUGCUGGUCACAGUCGGAAUAUUGCCAGAGCACUUUCGGUAUUGUGUCGUUGACGCUCAGUUUCUAAAGGAGUCAAAGAUCUAUGCCGCUGACCUAGUGCGUCCGGUGAACGAAAUCAUUAAAGAGCAGCCACCAGUCACGUCGCCGCUGAGUGUCAAGGAUCUUAUACGUCUGCCCGAGUACGAUAAGAUUGUGGAUCAGGUAGUUCAGGAGCUGCGACUUAACCUGUGCCUGAACGAAGACAACUCCGUGAUGCGGCAGUGCAAUGUCCUGCUUACCGGUGCCUCAGGCACGGGCAAAACCGUGCUGGUUGAGCGCAUUUUGGACCAGUUGUCGCGCAAACCGGAUUACUGCUACUUCGACAUCUUCUACGGGUCACGGAGCAAGGGUCGCAAGACAGAGUCCAUCCAAAAAGAUCUGCGCAACAUCUUUACCACUUGCCUUCAGCAUGCCCCUGCGAUUGUGGUGCUGGAAAACCUGGAUGUUCUGGCCCACUCAGCUGGGGAGCAGUCCAGUCAAGACGGGGAGUACUACAACCGCAUGGCGGAUACAGUGCAUCAGUUGAUUGUCCAGUACACCACUGGCAAUGCCAUUGCAGUGAUUGCCACAGUCAAUGAGCUGCAGACGCUUAACAAACGAUUGAGUUCGCCGCGGGGCAGGCAUGUCUUCCAGACGGUGGGUCGGCUACCCAGCCUGGAGCGUCCUGAUCGAGAGAUUAUACUGCGCGAACUCUGCAGCCAUAUCAAUGCGUCCAACGAACUCGACCUGGCCAAGUUCUCCAACCUUACCGAGGGUUACCGGAAAUGUGAUCUUGUUCAGUUCGUAGAGCGGGCCAUAUUCUAUGCCUACCGCAUAAGCAAGGCGCAGCCAGUUCUAACAAAUGAUCAGCUCAUCGAGUCCUUGGAGCACACAAACUCCUACUGCCUGCAGGGCAUCCAGAGUAAUCAGAAGACUGGCAGCGAUGCUGAGGCCAAUGAGAUGCGUGUAGAGGAACUGCCUGGCCUAGAGGCUGUUGUGGGAGUUCUCGAGGAGGUUCUUAUGUGGCCAUCGCGGUAUCCCACAAUUUUCAAUGCAUCACCGCUGCGCAAUCAGGCCGGAGUGCUUCUGUACGGACCGCCUGGAACUGGCAAGACCUAUCUAGUCUCUCAGUUGGCCACCUCGUGGAACCUGCGAAUUAUUUCCGUUAAGGGCCCUGAACUGCUGGCCAAAUAUAUCGGCCAAAGUGAAGAGAACGUACGGAACCUGUUCAAUCGCGCCCGCAGUGCUCGGCCGUGUGUGCUUUUCUUUGACGAGUUCGAUAGUUUGGCCCCAAAGCGCGGCCAUGACUCCACCGGCGUUACGGAUCGGGUGGUCAACCAAUUGCUUACCGAGCUGGACGGUGUCGAGGGACUGCAGGGCGUCACAGUGAUAGCUGCCACCUCAAGACCGGAACUGUUGGAUCCGGCACUUCUUCGCUCCGGACGCAUUGAUCGGCUGGUGGAGUGUCCGCUGCCAGAUGCCGUGGCUCGGGUACGCAUCUUGGAGGCCCUUAGCUCGACACUCAGCCUGGAUGAGUGCGUGGACUUUGAGUGGUUCGCGGGAAGGACUGCUAACUAUACCGGCGCCGAUCUCCAGAGCAUUCUGACCUCGGCGAACAUGGCGGCGGUUAAGGAGGCUCUGGCUCAAUUCGGACACGAGAAAUUGCCAAAGAAAAUCUCGCUGAGGCAGAAACACCUGAUCGAGUCCUUCCAAACCACUAGACCGUCCCUUAGCGCAUCCGAUGUGGCCAAAUAUCAGAGAACAUAUGCUCGAUUUACCAACAAGGAGAAGAGCUCCAGGGAGUUUGUAGCCAAGCGCGCAACUUUGGCUUAAAGACAAAGACUUAAUAAGCUUAGCAUUAUCAUUAGAAGUACUUUAUAUAUCUGUAACUGUGUAUCGGUCACGUUUUGUUAGGAAGCGUACGGCUUUGGGUCUUGUAAAUUUCAUAUUAUUGUUGAGCCAAUAAAAACGAAUUUGUUUUAAUAA